This is a messenger RNA of Laccaria bicolor S238N-H82, 258 nucleotides long. RefSeq lists its product as uncharacterized. The coding region runs from base 1 to 258 and encodes 85 amino acids. The transcript has a single exon. The record is from RefSeq and is a predicted model, not a curated record. Lineage: Eukaryota; Fungi; Basidiomycota; Agaricomycetes; Agaricales; Hydnangiaceae.
AUGGAAUUCGAGGCGUCUUCAUUGCGCCAAACACAGGCUUCAAUUGGCAGCGGCUCGCGGGCGCGAGGGUCCUCCUCAUCAAAGAUCAGGAUCCCUAGGGGUAUAUCGGUUAUAAUCGCGGGUACCGUGUCUGGGAAUUACCUGGAGCAUGGCGUGCGUAUAAAUUCGGUAUUUACGAGUUAUAGGAUAUCUGGGACGAGUUUCUCUCAGCGCUUGGGCAACCUUGCUGGUCCUACGGACGUCGAGAAGACCUUUUGA